This is a messenger RNA of Zasmidium cellare ATCC 36951, 1032 nucleotides long. RefSeq lists its product as uncharacterized. Bases 1 to 1032 code for a protein of 343 amino acids. The record is from RefSeq and is a predicted model, not a curated record. Lineage: Eukaryota; Fungi; Ascomycota; Dothideomycetes; Mycosphaerellales; Mycosphaerellaceae. The transcript is spliced from 2 exons.
AUGGGAAUUCUCACGAGCUAUGCGCCACUGCAAGACAUCUCCAACCGGAUCGCCAUACCAUCGAUCAUCUUCGCCAUACUCACGCCUCUUUUCGUCCUCGCCAGAUGCGUCUGCGGCAGAAUCCAAACCGGCAGACUCUGGACCGAUGACUACCUUCUCAUCGCUGCUGCCACCCUGGCCUUCCCCGGAACCGUCCUCAUGAUCAGAGGAUGUUCGUGGGGCCUGGGAAAGCACGAGCACGACCUCCACACAUACCCACCAGAGAAACUGCCUUUCGGCGACGGCGAGAUCUUGAUCGAAAAGACGCUGCAGAUCUACUUCGCCGACCAGAUCAUCUACCAGAUGUGUAUGGGUCUCUUCAAAAUCGCCGUCCUGGUCUGGUACAUCCGCAUUUUCAACACCGACAACAAGAAACGAUUCAGAAUGAUCUGCCGGUGUCUUGUGGGAGCCAUUGCGGUCUUCACGUUCGCUUCGAUCUUCGCCUCCAUCUUUCAAUGCGAUCCUAUUGCGUCCGCGUGGCAGUCUAUUCCCGCGAAGUGCUUCGAUAUCGAUGCGUACUGGAAGGCUCGGGCGAACUUCAAUAUCAUCACAUACUUCAUUGUGACUGUAUUACCGAUGCCGUCGAUCUUUGGGAUUCCGCCGUACAUCGACGGGCUUCAGAUGGGGAGAGCACGUAUGGCAGCGCUUUGUGGGCUUUUUGGAAUUGGGAUCUUCGUCUGCAUUACGGCGAUUUUUCGUAUGCAAUUCAUCGUGCCCGCCGCCCUGAUGCGCGAUCGAACUUGGUAUUCGAUCGAACUCAUCAUGUGGUCGAUCGUCGAGAACAACUUGGGCAUCAUUUGUGCUUGUCUCCCGGCGAUGGCGCGGCAGACGCAAUCGGUUUUGAGGAAGAUGUGCUGCUACAGCAAGGCCGGUCGGGGGAGGGACAGUGUUGCCGGUUUGUUGCCUUAUCGGGCACCGAACGAGAAGACUCGUGAUAUGAUGAGUCGUUCUACAACGGAUUCAUCUAGCGACUGGGCAGCAUUGGAGGUUUAA